UGAGCUCGGCACACCUGGGCCCGGCAGGUAAGGGCCGACGCGGGGCUGGGAGCGGAGCCCGCAGUCCCGACCUGCGCAGAGCCAGGUGUUGCUUGCCCAGCCGGUCGAGGAGCGCGGUGGCGACGGGUGAUCUUAACUGGGGACUUGGUUCGGAGGGACGUCCGCUUCUGGUAGCCGGAUUGAGGAAAGAAUCUUUGGGUGGCCCAGAGAAAGGAAAGCUGACUGAAGGCCCAGCUGUUCAGAUCCCUGUGGAUACACUGCCUGCUCAUCUAUAUCAUGGCCCUCCACCCCCGCAGAGUUCGGCUGAAGCCCUGGCUGGUGGCCCAGGUGGAUAGUGGCCUGUACCCUGGGCUCAUCUGGCUACACAGGGACUCCAAACGCUUCCAGAUUCCCUGGAAGCAUGCCACCCGGCACAGCCCCCAACAAGAGGAGGAAAAUACCAUUUUCAAGGCCUGGGCUGUGGAGACAGGGAAGUACCAGGAAGGGGUGGAUGACCCUGACCCAGCUAAAUGGAAGGCCCAGCUCCGUUGUGCUCUCAACAAGAGCAGGGAAUUCAACCUGAUGUACGAUGGCACCAAGGAGGUGCCCAUGAACCCAGUGAAGAUAUAUCAAGUGUGUGAUAUCCCCCAGCCUCAGGGGUCGAUCAUUAACCCAGGAUCCACUGGGUCUGCUCCUUGGGAUGAGAAGGAUAAUGAUGUGGAUGAAGAAGAUGAGGAAGAUGAGCUUGAUCAGUCACAGCACCAUGUUCCCAUCCAGGACACCUUCCCCUUCUUGAACAUCAAUGGUUCUCCCAUGGCACCAGCCAGUGUGGGCAACUGCAGUGUGGGCAACUGCAGCCCUGAAGCAGUGUGGCCCAAAACUGAACCCCUGGAGAUGGAAGUACCCCAGACACCUAUACAGCCCUUCUAUAGCUCUCCAGAGCUGUGGAUCAGCUCUCUCCCAAUGACUGACCUGGACAUCAAGUUUCAGUAUCGUGGGAAGGAGUAUGGGCAGACCAUGACUGUGAGCAACCCUCAGGGCUGCCGGCUCUUCUAUGGGGACCUAGGUCCCAUGCCUGACCAGGAGGAGCUCUUUGGUCCCGUCAGCCUGGAGCAGGUCAAGUUCCCAGGUCCAGAGCAUAUCACCAAUGAGAAGCAGAAGCUGUUCACCAGCAAGCUGCUAGAUGUCAUGGACAGAGGACUGAUCCUGGAGGUCAGCGGUCACGCCAUUUAUGCCAUCAGGCUGUGCCAGUGCAAGGUGUAUUGGUCUGGGCCAUGUGCCCCAUCGCUUGUUGCCCCCAACCUGAUUGAGAGACAAAAGAAGGUCAAACUAUUCUGUCUGGAAACAUUCCUUAGUGAUCUCAUUGCCCACCAGAAAGGACAGAUAGAGAAGCAGCCACCAUUUGAGAUCUACUUAUGCUUUGGAGAAGAAUGGCCAGAUGGGAAACCCCUGGAAAGGAAACUCAUCUUGGUUCAGGUCAUUCCAGUGGUGGCUCGGAUGAUCUACGAGAUGUUUUCUGGCGAUUUCACACGAUCCUUUGACAGUGGCAGUGUCCGCCUGCAGAUCUCAACUCCAGACAUCAAAGAUAACAUUGUUGCCCAGCUGAAGCAACUGUACCGCAUCCUCCAAACCCAGGAAAGCUGGCAGCCCAUGCAGCCCACCCCCAGCAUGCAGCUGCCCCCUGCCCUGCCGGCCCAGUAGUUGUCAAUGCCGUCUUCCUUCUCUUUUUUUACAUUAUUGUACAUAUGGUUAUUUUUUAUUACUCAGAUUUAACCAGCUUUAGGACCUCUCUUCCUUCUAACAAUGUUAGUAGUCUGACUCUCCAAAUAUGCCUAGCUUUUAAAGUUGAUUUAAUUUAUGGAGAAAUCGCCCUUUGUACUUUCCCUUUUUUAAACCUCCCAACACUAGUCUAAUGUAGUAGAAGGAGAUUUGGCCUGGGAGUUUGGACACCAGGGUUCUAGCUGCAGCUUGGCUUCCAAUAGUGUGACCUUGAGCCAAGUCAUUUAACCGCUGGGCUUCAGAUUCAUCACUGUGAAGUGAAGGGGUUGGAAUGAUGCCCAAAAUUGCAUCCAUCUUUAAAACUCUGAUUUGAUGACUACAUUCUACUUGUAUAAGGCAAAACUGCCUGGAACAGAACCCUUCUGCAUUGUUCUUGUACCACAUUUUUUUCUUGGCUUUCAUUAAAGUUCCCUCAAGCACUGAUUUGUCCAGGAUUGAUCUCCGUUUGACCUGUUUUGCUAGUAUAGUAAGUUGGCUCCCUGAUGGGGGAAGUGAGAGGGAGGAGAGCUGGCUGGUUGCUUAGGAACCAAGCCAGAUAUCUAAAUAGAAAUAGGUGCCAAAGUCUGAAAGUCACCUGGCCUGUGGAGUAAAAGCUCAUAAAUUGAGCUUCUAAUGGGAAGCUGUUGACAUAGAAGGCCUAGGGAUUCUGUAGAAGAAUUGGCUGUCAGGUGUUUACCUUGCCACCACUCAGAUAACCACUGUGUGUGUGUGGUAGAUGAGGGUAUAUGACUCCGUAGUAGCCUUCAGAGAGGAUAGAGCUCUCUUCUUAUUUUCUUCUCUGAGGAAGACCUGAGAGUCAGCUGGGCAUCUAAGAUAAACAUCUCUAAAAGGGACAGUUCUUCCUGGUUUGGAGACUUUUACAGUCUUCCUGUCAUUUAGAUUUUUUGCAGUUGGGACAAAUGGGAUAUUGAAUGUGUUAAGGCCAAGGUAAGGAAGGGCUGGGCAGUGCUUUUCUGGAAAAGGCUCACCUAGUACAAACCUGCUUGUCUCCCUUCCUAGUGGAGGGUAUGAACAAUUAAGGUGAAGAGUGGUGUAGAACAUUGCAGCUAUAGCUGCUAUGAACUGGUCUUCUCUAUUAACUUUUGCUUGGUGCCUGACUCUUUUGCCCCCCCCCCCUUUAUUUUUUAAAGAUGAAAUUAUACAUAAUUUAAACUCCAAGAUCUAAAUGGAAAACAAGAUGCUGAUCUCUGGUUGCAGGCCCCAAUCCUCUUGAGAACUGAUGCCUAUUUGUGCCAGGCCAUAUUAAGAAAGUGCAUAUCUAGUCUGAUACCCUUAAACCAAACCACCUCCUACUUGCUACUGAAGUUGGUCUAGCUGUAUUUCAAAAACUAUAGCUCAGCUCAGUCACAGGCAGCAGUGGGACUUAUUUAUUUAGAAGGCUUAAGCCAUGGUUUUAGGGUCUUUAAGGCACCUGGUGGAAUCUGCUGUUACUAAAGUAUGACCAAGAGAAAUCUGAGUAAAGGUCAGGCGCUCAGCUCUGAGCAGAAGUUGGGCUUUAUAAACCAGAAAACAUGCAAGGUAUAGAAACUUGACGUUUUUUGGUCAUUUUGUUGAGUGGGUGAAGUGAGGGAUUUGGUUUUGAUGUUUGGCUGUCUCUGUCUGUAUCUGCAUAGCUCAAAGUUAAAAAGAACCCACUGUAGAUAAAUUGGGAGGGCAACUGUUGGAUCUGGGCUGGUCCCUCUCCCUUAUUCUGUAAGAUGCUAACAACCAGGCUGUCCAUCUGGAUGGGGGCCUAGAUAAUGGAAGCUGGCAAAGCGUGUUGAAAAUAGCAUUCUGAAUGCCAAGAAGGAUCAAACUUUUAGUAUAUGACUUUUAGUGAAAAGUUUAUGAACACGUUGCAGGAAGGGAUGAGCGAUUUUACGCGGUCUUAACUAGAUAACAGUUUCUUGUUUUUUUAAUCUUUCAGAACUCUGGGAGAGUGCACGCAGGGCUCUCCACUGAUAGCCAUCAGUGCUCCUUCUCUGGUUUUGAUGGGUAGACACCAGGUGUCCUUUCUUGGAGACUCAGCCUGCUAUCUCCUUUGGUGGCUACAACACUCACUCUCUUGGUGUCUUCUACUUCCUUGCCUUCACCUUGCUUAACACUGGGAAGGGAGUUAGUUGGUGUCACUGGCUCUUCUUUUUCUUCUUUGUCCACCCCACCAAACUAGAUUAGCUCAAAAUUAAAAAGAAGCUACUGUAGGUAAAUUGGGAGGGCAAGUGUUGGAUAUGGGCUGGUCCCUUCCCCACAUAAUUAAGUCCCUGGUUAUAUGUUCCCAUAACACCCUAUACUUCUUUCAGAAUAAUCAAUUCUCUUGUAAUUACUCAGCAUCUGUGUCCUGUUUGACUACAAAUUUGCUGAAGGUAGGGACUGUUUGUCUAGACUUUGCUUCCAGCUUUUAGUACAGUGUCUGGUACAUAGUAUGUUCUCAAAUAUUUUUUAGAAUGAAUGAGCUAAAUAAGUCUUUCAUUUUAGGGAUUUAUUGCUAACCACCCUGGGAAAAUCAAAUAAAUAAAUAUGGGCAAGUAUAAAA
Messenger RNA from Equus caballus (horse), 4270 nucleotides. It is a transcript of the gene IRF6, whose product is annotated as interferon regulatory factor 6. The record is from RefSeq and is a predicted model, not a curated record. NCBI's taxonomy places the organism in Eukaryota, Metazoa, Chordata, Mammalia, Perissodactyla, Equidae. Gene Ontology annotation, molecular function: DNA-binding transcription factor activity, RNA polymerase II-specific; RNA polymerase II cis-regulatory region sequence-specific DNA binding; protein binding. Gene Ontology annotation, cellular component: nucleus. Gene Ontology annotation, biological process: regulation of transcription by RNA polymerase II; immune system process.